Penicillium subrubescens is the source of this 1953-nucleotide messenger RNA. Its product is annotated as IlvD/Edd family dehydratase. Gene Ontology annotation, molecular function: hydro-lyase activity. Lineage: Eukaryota; Fungi; Ascomycota; Eurotiomycetes; Eurotiales; Aspergillaceae. The record is from RefSeq and is a predicted model, not a curated record. Bases 1 to 1953 code for a protein of 650 amino acids. The transcript has 3 exons.
AUGUCUUGCUCUAAGAAGUCCUGCGAGGGCUGCUCAUGCCCCAGCAAUCCGCAACAGCCUAUUCAAAUCGAAGACUGCAUUAGCGAGCUGCAGGCUCUUCGACGACGCAAUCAAGAGCUAGAGACUCGACUCGGUCUCAAUUCAGAACAAGAGGUAGCAAAAAUCACAAAGAAGCCCGGUCGCACCCUGCGGUCGGCAGCAUGGUUCGAUUGUCGCAGCGAUCCCGGCAUGACGGCCAUUUACAUGGAGCGGUAUUUCAAUUUCGGCAUCACGCGGGAAGAAUUGAUGUCCGGCAAGCCGAUGAUCGGAAUUGCGCAGUCUGGAUCCGACAUUGCACCUUGUAAUCGACACCACAUUGAGCUGGCCAAGCGCGUCCGCGAGGGCAUUCGCACUGCCGGCGGUAUCGCCAUUGAAUUCCCCACUCAUCCCAUUCAAGAGACAUCGAGACGGCCAACUGCCACGCUAGACCGGAAUUUGGCUUAUCUCACUCUUGUGGAGAUUUUGACUGGUUAUUUCCUCGAUGGCGUUGUUCUUUUGACAGGAUGUGACAAGACAACUCCAGCAUGCUUGAUGGCUGCUGCCACCGUGAACAUCCCAGCGAUCUGUAUGAACGUUGGUCCUAUGCUGAAUGGCUAUGCCAAGGGCACUCUAGUGGGAUCUGGUGCUGUUCUAUGGAAAGGACGAGAGAUGUAUGCCACGGGCGAAAUUAACGAAGACCAGUUUAUGGAUUACAUUUCCCAAAGCACUCCAUCUGUUGGACACUGCAAUACAAUGGGAACUGCAUCCACAAUGAAUGCUCUCGCAGAAGCCCUGGGCAUGGCCCUCCCAGGAUCCGCAGCUAUUCCUGCCGCGUAUCGCCACAGAGCCCAGUGUGCCUACGAGACCGGUAAACGGAUCGUGGAAAUGGUCAACAUUGACAUGAAACCAAGCGACUUGAUGACCCGCGAAGCAUUCGAGAAUGCGAUUGUGGCAAACGGAGCGAUUGGUGGUAGUACUAAUGCCCCCAUCCAUCUCAAUGCUAUUGCCCAACAUAUGGGUGUUGAGUUGUCCAUGGACGAUUGGGACACCAUUGGAUCGCGUAUCCCUCUUCUAUUGAACAUGCAGCCCUCGGGUGAAUAUCUUGGAGAGGAGUAUUUCCGCGCAGGAGGUCUCCCUGCUAUCAUGGCAGAGCUCCUGGACGCAGGCAAGCUGAACGGAGAUGCUUUGACUUGCAACGGUCGCACAAUUGCCGAGAAUGUUCGUGAUCAGCAUUCCUGGGACCGCCGUGUCAUUCGUCCCUAUGAUGAUCCCUUGAUGAAGGAUGCAGGCUUUGUCCAUCUCAAGGGCACACUCUUCGACUCCGCCAUCAUGAAAACCUGUGUCAUCUCCCCUGCCUUCCGCGAGCGCUACCUAUCAAAUCCCGAAGAUCCUGAGGCAUUCGAAGGCUCGGUUGUCGUUUUUGAUGGGCCGGAAGAGUACCACAGCCGUAUCGAGAACAUGCCAGAGAUCGACGACAAGACCGUCUUGAUCAUGCGUGGUGUUGGUCCACUUGGAUACCCCGGUGCAGCCGAGGUCGUCAACAUGCACCCACCAGCCCGACUCCUGAAGCAAGGAGUUGACGCCUUGUUUUGCAUUGGCGAUGGUCGUCAGUCUGGCACGUCAGGGUCUCCCUCCAUUCUCAAUGCUAGUCCCGAGGCUGCCGCGGGGGGUAAUCUUGCUAUUCUCAGAAAUGGCGAUAAGAUUCGCAUCGACUUGCCGAAGAGACGAGUCGAUAUCCUCAUUAGCGACGAGGAAAUCCAACAGCGGAGGAAGGAGGUAUUCUCGAAGGAGUAUCCAUUGGUCCCCAGUGGCACGCCCUGGCAAGAGAUCUUCCGUCAGGAAACGGAUCAAUUGUCUAGCGGCAUGGUGUUGAAGAAGGCUGUAAAAUACCAACGUCUGGCGCAGACGAACGGUCCACCCAGGCACAACCAUUGA